CUUGGUUAGUUACAGGCUCGUUAGAAAAGUUACAGACUGACAUUUAUGCAAUAAUAAUAUGUCUUCCACCGUACCGAUAAUAUAAAAUAUCGAAGGGUGCCGUGCACCGUGUUAUCUAGACUGUAAGACGUUUAAUAACAGUACUAUUAACGUCAUUAAUAACUUUUAUUGUAUGCAUUUCGAGCUUACACUAAUUUACCAUACUACAAUUAAAAUCACGGACUGAGAUAUAUUAUUAUCUCAGAUAUUAUAUCUUUAUCCGUGAUUAAAAGUUAAAAUUAUUAUUUUUUAUGCAAUCAAUAUAGUUCCUUAAUAAAUGAGUUUAAAUUAGUAUAAAUCGAUAGUUUGACUUUUUUUUUUUUUUGUUGCGAAAAUAUAUGUGUUAGUAAUUUUUCAACGUGAGCUUGUGGAAGUUAUGCAAAUUGAGUGAUGAUCCCUGUAUCCGAAAUUCCAAACACAGCCUUAGAACCACGGUUAGUUGUAAGUGGUGGCUUAAGAAAAGAUUUUUUUUACAAACGUUCUUGGAUUGCUUGGAACCAAUAGUUCAAAUUGUUGCCGUGAGACGGCGCGGUUCAAAAAUCGAUCUCCUUACGCAGUUAAAUUUGCAGCUGCCCUACUUCAUCUGUGGUUGUAUUUUACGAGUGUACGACGCACCUGGUUGUAUUAUCUGCCAUACUACCUACGAUUUUUCUUUAGUCAAAGCUUUGUUCUUGCUAAAAUGCACGCUGGGUAGCGUUUUUAUUGCACUCGAUUGCGCGUUACCCAGUUAAAAUAAUCGAUAUCUCACCGUAUCGUUUGUUAUUUUUAUUGUAAAAACAAACAUUUCUUUUCAACAUGACUGUUUUACCGAAAAAAAAAGUCGAGGCCAAAGAUGGAGAACCUUCAACGAGUACACACACAACUUCUCAAGCAAACUCUCAGGUACCUAUCUACAUAGACAUCAGCUAACAUUUUCAAUAUUUUAAUUAUACUUUUUGUAAAUAAUGAAAUUCUGUAUUAUACCGGUCUUCUUUGUGUGUAAUGUGGUACAUUAUUCAUAGUGGGUACUAUUUUGUAUAGUUAUAUAUUUUUUUAAUACUACUCAUACUAUUUAUUUCUUACCACUAGCACCAUCCAUCCACCCACCAUCAAAAACAUUUUUUAGGCGGUUCUAACUGUACCCCGAGUUCAGCACUACUGAUUUAUGUAUACUAUUAUUCCAUGUAAAAUACAUACCUAUAAUUAAUUCAGAUAUUAUAUUGUAAGUUUUUAAAUUCAGUUAAGUAUAUUAUUCAACUGUGAAACACAAUCAUAAUCCGGUCGUUCUCUGGAUUUUUCUCUGGUCGGGAAAAAUAACAAAAGAUGUGUUAAGAAAUCACUUAUUCUAAUAUACCCUUAUGAAUUAAUAUUCAUUCAAACUAAUCUGUUUUCUAACCAAUUAAAUUUGAAAAUUUGUUGGUAAAUUGAAAAAUCAAAAAUUUGACCACAUGUUUUUAACCUAACCAAACAAUUACUUUCCUGUAAGAGCAUAAUAUAAACAUAAAAUAUUUGAAACUUUUUUAAAUAUUUUGAUGAAUGGUCUUAGGCUCAACGCCCAGUCGAUCUUAUUGUUCUAUAACACAUGUUCACUUUUUUUUUUUAUUAAAAAGAUAGUUUUGAUUAAACAUCUAUUGUUAUUUUAAAUUUUUUAGUCGUUAAAGAUAUGGGUAGCUGUGUCGGCAUUGUUUUGUACAUUAUGACCUUAAACAAUACUAAGCAUACAAAAAUGUAUUCCAUUAUCCAAGUUAUUUAUUAGGCAUUACAUUAGGUAUUUAACGAGGUACUUGGUAAUGAGUUUUGAUUUAAUAUUUAACCAUUAUUUAUAUAUAUAUAUAUAUAUAAUAUUUGUAAUGAUUUGUGUCCGGGUACCAAGUAAAAGCAGGCUAGAGGAUUUUUUUAUCCCUUACUUGGUACCUACAACUAAUUUUAUAAAAAAUGUGUCUCUGGAUAGAAUUAUGUGUGAUUUCAAUAAUUAUCAUAGUAUUUAUGUCCAUCAUAUGUGUCAAAUAAGUUUUACUUCUUUUCUGUUAACUUAGAACUUAACUAUACUUAAUUUGUAUUGACAUUAAUUAAUUUAUUAUAUAAAAGCUAUUUAGCGUUAAUUUUAUAAAUAAUAAAUUAUUAUUAUUAUUUAAUAUAAUAUUAUUUAUUUGAAACUAACAAAAACUGCAUUGAUCAUCUUUUUCAGAUCAACACAUUGGACGAAAUAAUUAAGUCUGUAGAAAAUAAUGAAAAAGGUUUAAGUUCAAAACAGACCAAGCGCAACAGUCACCGUAGUCCUCAUGGGUAUUUAUGGCACUUUCAAUAUAUUUUCUUAUUUGAAAAAUCUAAGUAUAAAAAAAUAUCAUUUUUAAAUAUAGAUAAAAAUUCUCAAAAUCAGAAUUUCCGUACUUAUAUACCGCUGUUUUAAGAAAAAAAACCCAUAAAUCUAAAAAAAAAAUUUUAAAUUAUAUUGUAUUGUGUUUAAUAUUAGCUUUACACAUUUUCUCAGUAUAACCUCAUUUUUUUUUUAUUUAAAGGGUUUUUUUUUAAGACAGCAGUAUAUAUAUAUAUUUUUUUAAAUUUUAUAUACGAAAUAUACAAUCUGUUCCUUGAGGAACAAUAAGAAUAUGUGGUAAAUGAAAAAAAAUAAAAACAUGAAUGAAUUGAUGAGAGGAGUCACCCAGUGGUAACACUACCCUAAUUUGAUGGUUUUUUUUUUCUUUAUUUAUAUUGCUUUAUUUUAGAUCAAACAGUGAGGAGGUCUCCACAAAUUUCCUUUUAAGCCUUCUGGGAGGAUUCCCAGGAAUAGUGAGAGUGGCAAGGUUCGAAAUGAGNUUGAGAUGUAAGUGGGAGAAUUUUUAAUUAAGCGAAGGAAUUUAUUUUGGAAAGUUUGAAUUUUAUUAGUGUUGGAUAUUUUGGCAUUGCCCCACAGUUGAAGACCAUAGGUCCACAUUGGCUUGAACCGGGAUUUGUAAAUUAAGAGUUUAGUAUUUAAUCGAGUAUGUUUGCUGUUAGAGAUUAGGGUUUUAAGGAUGCGGAGUCGUGCAUUUAAGGCAAGCCUUUUAGUUUUUAUGUGAUGUGACCAAGUGAGACCACGAUCUAUUGUCAGACCUAAGUAUUUGGCCGUUUGAGAGGAAGGGAUUUGAAUAUUGUCUAGAGACCAUAGGACAGGGAGUAAGAAGAAGAGUAAAUGUUGUAUGGAGUGAUUUGGAUUGAUUAACUUUGAUACGCCAUUUUUUAUACUAAUUAGCUAUGAGGUCAAGGUGGAGUUGAAGAUUGUAGGAAGCUGUGUGAGGAUUAUCAUGGAUAGAAAUAAUGGCCUUAUCAUCGGCAAACUCCGCAACAGCUGUAUUCGGAGAAGCGGGUUGAUCGGCAGCGUAGAUGUUAUAUAAUAGAGGAGAAAGAAUGCCCCCCUGAGGAACGCCUACGCUAAUCUUUGCUAAACCAGAAAGGGAUGUGCCAACUCUGACCUGAAAAUAUCGAUAAAUAUCGAUCGAGGUAAGAUUUGAUCAGUAAUUAAAAGGAAGGAUGAACUAUGGGUUUAAUUUUAUAUAUAUAUAUAUUUAUAAAUAUUAUAUAUUUCCCCUAAAAAUGAAGUGAGGCUUAAUGAAUCACCCUGUAUAUUAUAUUAAAAUUUUUAGUGUACCUAAUAGGUUCUUCCACAAAAUAGAACAAUGUGUACAAAUUAUAUAUUAUAAUAUGUUAAAAAGAAAUUAUAUAAGGAUUUACAAAUUAUUCAAAGGGACACCACACUCGUUUAUUUUUUUGUGGUGUUCUUUUGAGUAACAUGACUAUAAUUUUUUUAUCUGUUAUGUAAUAAUUUCAAAAAUUUAUAGAAAUACCAAGAAUAAUAAAGGUCGCAAUAAACAACUCAAUAAUAAUUCAACAUCAAGUAAGUGUGAAUCAUAUGGCAAUUGUAACACUGAAAAUUGUGGAUAUAAUAGUGAGGAUGAAUAUGGCGGAAUUUCAAAACCAUUAUCUGAUGAAGAGUGGAUUGAGGUAAAUUAUUAUUUAUUGCCUAGUCUUUAAAAAUAAUAUAUAUAUAAAAAAAUUAAACUUGGAAAAAAAACUAUGUCUUAAUAAAAUUAAUAGCUCCUUUGCUACACUCUGAAUCUAAAAAGAAAGAAAGUACAUUGAGGGAGUAUUGAGGCUAUGAAUAUAGCUAAUAAUAUUGCAAGGAUAUUUUAAACAUUUUUCUAUGUCUAGUAUGGGCUAUUAUAAGUAUUGUGUAAAAAGGACUUUCGAGUUUCAUUAAAAGUUUAUUGUAUAUUUGAUAUACAGUAAACUUGUAUAUUUAUUAUGUAUUUAAAUACUCUGGUAUUAUAAAUACAUAGUUUAUUGAAGAUAGUUUUAAAAUUAUAACAAAAUAUAUUUAAUUGUUUCAAUUAUAAUUUUUUUUAAAUUUAAAUAAAAAUAUGUGUGUGAAACAAAUAUUUAUCAAACUUUUUGUGGUCUAUAGUUAUUGAACUAUAAAUACUAAAAAAUAAUUUGUUGCCACUUUUAGAUGGAUUUAUAUGGAUUAGUUCAAAUUGUGUUGUUAUUUAAAAAUCUAACUAGUAGUUUAUUAUGUAUUUGUAUCGGUAUACUAUUUUUGACAAUAUUAUUAUUUUUAUUUUUUUAGCAAGACUGUAUAUUUGAAAAACAAUUAAAUAAACAUGGUCUGAUUUUGAAGCGCAUGAAAGAUGAUGGUGCAUGUCUUUUUAGAGCUGUUUCAGACCAGUUAUAUGGAGACCAAGAUAUGCAUGAUGUUGUUCGUAAACAGUGCAUGGAUUAUGUUGUAAGUGAAAUUAAAUUGUUGGAAUAAUAUUAAUUACUUAUUGAAAUUUUUUGUUAAAAAAUAAACAAUGCAGUUUUAAAAGUUAACUUUUUAACUGUUCAUUUUUAUUAUUUUGAAUUCUUUAAAGUAUUAUAAUAAUUAGUUUUAAUUAGUAAUUAAUCAAAUUCUCAAACAUUUCUUCUCAUUUUUUUUUUAACAAAUAUUAAAUAUUUAAACAAUAUAAUUUGGUUAAUAUAUAUUAAAAUACUUUUUAGGCUUGUAAUAAAGAUUAUUAUGUCCAGUAUGUUACUGAAGAUUUUAAUUCAUAUAUUGCUCGGAAAAGACAGGAGAGAACACAUGGUAACCAUGUUGAAAUACAUGCUAUGUCUGAGUUGUAUAAUCGACCAGUUGAAGUUUAUUGCUAUGACAUUGGUAAAUUCCUCAAAAUGUUUAUUUAGUUUUUAUUAAUUGAUAGAAAAGGACUAACUUAUUGUUUGUUUUAAGAACCAAUAAAUAUAUGUAACAAAGCUCACAUAGCUGAUGAUUCAAGUCCACCGAUAAGAUUAGCUUAUCAAAAAGGCAGUCACUAUAACAGUAUUAUUGAUCCAAAUAAGAAUACAGUUGGUAUUGGGUUGGGCUUACCAAAUUAUGCACCCGUUGUUGAGGAAAAAAAAUUGUUAACUGAAACUGUUCGUCAAAGUGAGGACUACAUGUUGGAACAGGUAUAAAAUAUUUAGUUAUAUAAAAUACAUAGGCUGUCCCAUGAAGAUAUACUUCUCGAAUCUUGAAUAUCUCUGGAGAUAAUAAAGAAAAUCAAGUUCUGAAUUUUUUUUUUUUAUAUUAUAGGGAUAAGGACUACAAAUAUUUAUUUUUGAGUUAAAAAAAUUAAUUUAAUUAUAAAUAUUUGUAGUUUUCAUCCCUGUGAGUAAUAUAAAAACAACAGAAUUUGAUUAUCAUUAUUAUCUUUAGAAAUAUUCAAAGGGUUUAUCUUCAUGGGGUAGCCCGUAUUAUUAUUAUUUAUCAGUAUUGGGGGUUACAAUACAUUUUUGAUUUAAAUAUUUUAUAGUUUUAAGAUAAAAUAUCAAUUUUAUGUUUUUAAUUAUUUUAUUUUGUCUAGGCAAUGUUGGAUGAUAAACUUAGAGCAACAGACUGGGAAGCUACCAAUGAUAGUAUUGUGGAGCAAAUAGCACGGGAAAGUUACUUACAGUUUUUAAAGGACAACGAUAAACGAAACAAAGUAAAUUUUAUCAUUUAAAUAAAGUUUUAAUAAUAAUUACCUACAUAUUGUUCAUAACAGAAGGAUAUAGCUAAGUUUUCAACUUCAACUACAACUGAGCCUAUUCACAAAUUGGGUUCAACUCGAAACUCGCCUUCAAGAUACUCAGUUGGACUUAAAACUCCCCCUGAUUCACCUGAUAGAGAUAUAGAAAAUCCUUCAUAUAUAUCACCAACCCAUCAUUUAAGUAAAUAACAUUGGUUCUUAUAUAAAUUUAGUUUAAUUUGUUAAUUAGUAUUUUUACUUUACUCAUUCAGGUAUACCAGAAUGGGAUGAUAUUGAUAUUCUGACACAAGUACUAGCUACAUCUCAAAGAGAAUAUCUAGACAAUUUAAAAAAACAACACAAGAGUAAAGAAGAAAAGGAAAAUGUCUGUUUAAAUGAUAAGGACAAACCAUCUACAUCUCAAUAAAUCCUAAUGCUCUUAAAACUUCUUUUUUUCUAAUAAAAAAAAUAAUGUGUUGAAUAUUGUAUAUUACAACAAAUCUUGUGUACUUUUACUAUAAUUUAUUUUAAAGUUUUUAUAACUAUACAUUUUAUACAAAAUACUCUUAGUUGUUAAACUGUAAUAACAUUAUUAACAAUAAUAAUAAUAAUAAUAAUAAUUAAAUUAUACAUUUAUUGCUACUGCUUUUAUUUGAUUGUUAUGUACUUACAAUGUUUUGUCGUAUCUGUGGGUAGUAGAUAUAUGAAAUUUUGAAUGUUGGAUAAAAAUAUAGAUUUAUUAGAUGAAAAUAGCUAAUAAUUGUAUAGGUGCUCAGUAUAAACAUACUUUAGACUUAAUGUUUUAUUUCUUUUAUGAUAUCUAUGUUCCUUUUGACUGAAAGAGUAAACAGGUUUAUAUAGUAUGAUACACGGGAACAAUAUCUUAAUACACAUAAUAUGAAUUAUCAUCUUGUCAAAAUAUAGUCGUACUCGCACUUUGUCUCAAACUAGAAUACACCGGUUGCCAACCAAUUUUGUUAGUUUCCUCGCAUCUGCUAUAUUAACCUGUCUGCUAGUGGUCACAUAGUAGGAGGGGGGGAAUUUAAAUAUUACUUGAUGAAUAUUUAAUGAAAUUGGCUUAAUACACUGUACAUAGUUAAGCACACUUAAUAAAUACUUAGAAUUUAAAAAUCAUUUGAUAGUAUGUAAUUAAUGGUAGUAUUUUGGUAGUAAGAAUUGCAUUGUAUAAUUAUUAUUAUUAAUUAUUAGGCACAAAUCUAUAUGCACAAUAAAAAAACUAUUCAAACAUAAUGUGUUUACAUUUUUAAUAAAUAUAUUUUUUUUAAUAAUUUGAUAGGAUACAAAUAUCACUAUAGAAUAUAAUUAAUGGUCAGUAGUAAAAGUUGUGUUAUAUAAUAA
Cinara cedri is the source of this 7376-nucleotide messenger RNA. The record is from the annotation of a GenBank genome assembly. Lineage: Eukaryota; Metazoa; Arthropoda; Insecta; Hemiptera; Aphididae.